AUGUCAAAAUCAAUGAACAGAGGGAAAUUGAAAGGGUACAAGAAAACAACAAUUAAUGGAGAUUCUUCAACUAUCUGCGUUUUUUCUCAUAUUUCUUUUCGAAGGCAGCGUGGCAGCUCUUACAACGACGAUUCUAUGAGUGUGAAAUGCAGAGCUUCCGUCAAGACUAGCGUAGUUGCUAGUUACUUUUCGGCGUUGCCCCUCCAGCGUCAUGGCUUGUUUCAUCGCGACGUGCUACAAUUGGACAACAAACACCGCAAGGGAAUAGGAAAACUUGUGGAAAGGUCUGAAGAUGCAAGUAGUGGAGGUUUUGGACAGAAACUUAAAAUCGAAAAGAUGUGCGAGAAAACAGACAAGUUGAAACUGACAAUCUGUGCCGUCAACAUCAAUCCGGAUGACUCAUUCCUAAAGCUACCUGAGGCCAAAAGUAGCCAAGUAGCCAUACGAGCAGCUUUCGUUCCGUGCAAUCAAGCCUCUCCAUCACCGUAG
Necator americanus (New World hookworm) is the source of this 489-nucleotide messenger RNA. RefSeq lists its product as uncharacterized. Bases 1 to 489 code for a protein of 162 amino acids. The transcript has 3 exons. The record is from RefSeq and is a predicted model, not a curated record. NCBI's taxonomy places the organism in Eukaryota, Metazoa, Nematoda, Chromadorea, Rhabditida, Ancylostomatidae.